Messenger RNA from Mesorhabditis spiculigera, 1005 nucleotides. Lineage: Eukaryota; Metazoa; Nematoda; Chromadorea; Rhabditida; Rhabditidae. The record is from the annotation of a GenBank genome assembly.
AUGCACCCGUGGGCUUGGUGGAUCCUGGGGGCGGUGCUUGUCGCCUCCCUUUUUAUGCUCUGCUCGUUCGCCAUCUACUUCUCCAUCCCCAGCAAGCGUCGCUUCGACGUCCGCGGCAAACAUGCGCUAGUGACCGGUGGUUCCAAGGGUAUCGGAAAGCAGAUGGCGCUCAGCCUUCUUUCUCAGGGUGCAAACGUGACAAUCGUGGCGCGCAAUGAAAAGGAUCUCAAGAAUGCCACCGCGGAAUUGCAAACGUACGCCGACCAGCGCGGCCAGGGGCAAAAGGUUCAAUGGAAGAGCGCGGAUCUUUGCGGAACUUAUGAGCAGAUUGAGGCCAAAGUCCGUAGCGCUGAAUCGGAAUUCGGGCCGGUAGACCUGCUGAUCAACAACGCCGGCCAUUCCGUGCAAGACGCUUUCGAAAAGCUGCCCGUCGGCGAUUUUGAGGCCCAGAUGCGCGUCAACUAUUUGAGCGCCGUCUACAUGACCCGCGCCGUCGUGCCGGCAAUGCAGCAGCGUCGCAGUGGCCACAUCUCGUUCGUCUCCAGCGCGGCUGGGCAGUGCGCGAUUUACGGAUAUUCUGCGUAUUCCCCGACCAAGUUCGCCCUCCGAGGGUUUGCCGAUGCGCUUCACAUGGAGCUGCUGCCCUACAAGAUCUCGAUCAGCGUCCUCUACCCGCCCAACACCGACACUGAGGGCUUCCAGCUGGAGCUGGCCACGAUGCCGCAAGAAACGAAGAUCAUCAGCGAUUCGGCCGGCGUUUUCACCCCAAAGCACGUUGCUGAUGCUCACAUCACCGACAUCAUCGCCGGAGAAACGGCUACAACUAUUGGACUAGACGGCUGGAUGUUGGGCGUGCUGACCGCCGGCGCUUCCCCGGAACACAACCUUUUCCGCGCCAUCACCCAGGGAGCGCUCGCCGGCCUCUUCCGCGCCGUCAUGCUGCUCUACCUCGGCCACUUCAACGCCAUCGUCAAGAAAUGUUAUAAGGGCAGACAAUCGGCCCGA